Trichomonas vaginalis G3 is the source of this 1011-nucleotide messenger RNA. RefSeq lists its product as uncharacterized. The record is from RefSeq and is a predicted model, not a curated record. The coding region runs from base 1 to 1011 and encodes 336 amino acids. NCBI's taxonomy places the organism in Eukaryota, Parabasalia, Trichomonadida, Trichomonadidae. The transcript has a single exon.
AUGCGUCCUUCUACAAUAGAAUUAAUCAAUGAACUGGAACCUAGUGAUAAUUGGUUAUUUUUCGAUUCAAAUAAUUCGGAAUAUAUCAAAUUCAUUUUGGAAUUAAUUUCUGUGAAGCAAUUUAGAGAAAUACUGCAACCCAAAGCCAUAAAAGGCUAUUUCCAGAGAUCUUUUGCUGAAUUAUUGUUUAAAUAUAAUUAUCUUUCACAAACAGACGUCAAAACGUGCGGAAAUGCUUGGAUCCAAUUCCUUCUUGAUGUUUAUGAGGGAGAAUCAUUGUAUUCCAUGAAUGAAAAUCAAAAUAAAAUUUCAAAAUUAUUAAUUCGAAAUGCAAUGGAAAAUUUCCUUCAUAUAUGCAAAAACCUUGUUUUAUUUGGUCCUUACACAUGCAUCCUAUACAUCUGGAAUGAGAAAAUCUGCCAAAAUUCAGAAGAAGAAAAAUCUAAACUUAAUUACUUCCCAAUAUCCAUUCCGUUUAUACCAGAAAAUCACCUGGCUGUUGAUCCUAAUAAUUUAGAUCCAAUUGUUGAUUUAUUUGAGCAGGGUUACAAAGAUAUCUUAAUUUACGCAUACCUUUCAGAAUUCCAUACAAUAUUCGUCAACUUCCUUGAUGAAUUCCCUACUGUUGAUGAUUUCCACAAAGAUUAUACGGAAAUUAUCCCCAAAAUUAAAACGAGAUUAAUAUCUCAUGAUUAUUCAGACCAAGCUCUAAGUAAUUUCAUAGAUUUCUUCGUGAGAUACUUCCCUGAUAAUGAGUUAGGUAUUUCUCCUCAAGUCGAAGAAGAUGUUUCGAACAAAACAGGAAUAGAUAUCAAAUUCUUCAAAAAGAUGAAUCCAAAUUACAAUUUAGAAGAAGAGGAAUUGGAAGAAAAGAGAAACAAAGAUGAAUUUGUUGAAAUGUUUAGUGACGCCAGAUUCCCAUUAAAUGAGUAUUACCGACAAAACGUUGGUUAUACAUUUAAGACUAAUCUGAACUUUAAAGUCGAUGACGAACCUCCAGACUUCGGAUGA